AUGGCGGAGCUCACAAGUACAAAGCUCAAUGCGGAGUCGCAUCUCCUCCUCGACCAACCACUCCUGCGCAUGCCCUACGAGCUCUCGCGGCGCAACUUCAAAAACGCCCAGCGCGUCAUCGAACACUCGUCCAGCGCACUCACCACAUCCCUAACCGCCGCCACCAAAGCCGCCUCCAAGAACGCCUCCCCAGAAGCCACACUCGACUCUAUCGAUACCAUGAUAAGCAAGAUGCACAACCUCAAGCGCAAACUAGAAAACCUCCACGAAGAAGAAGCGCGCAUCCACCGCUCCACAAAAGCGCGCCUACAACACCUGCAAGACCUUUACGAGAUGCAAAGCCUCGUCGACGUCAAAUACGAUGAAUGGUCACGCACGCGGUUAAGCCGCUUACUCGUGGAUUACCUGCUAAGAGAGGGGUAUGCAGAGAGCGCAGCGUGUCUGGCGAAGAGCAAAGGAAUCACCGAGCUCGUGGAUGUGGAUGCAUUCGUUGCGUGUCACAAAAUUGAGAAGAGUUUACGGGAAGGCAUGAGUACAACAUUGGCGCUUGAGUGGUGCAAGGAACAUGGCAAAGAACUCAAGAAGGGGGGUAGCCUGCUCGAAUUCGAGCUCAGGCUGCAGCAGUAUAUUGAGUUGGUGAGACAGGGACACGAGGCCGGGUUGAGCGGUAUGGAUGGGUUGGAGACACAAGAUGAUGGUAUGCAUGGAGUCAGCAUAGGGGGCGGAGGUGGAGAAACGAAGUUGAUGGAGGCGAGGGCGCAUGCAAAGAAGUAUUUGAGUACGAGUGGGGAUUUCGAAUUGAUGAGGAGGGCCGCGGGCAUGUUGGCGUAUAGGCCGUGGGACGAGGUGGAACCUUAUGCUUCUUUCUACUCGGCAUCAAGGUGGUCGCAUCUGGCCGAUUGCUUCGUCGCGACUCAUCACACCCUCUACGCCCUGCCCCCGCGGCCGCUCCUCCACGUCGCCUUGAGCGCCGGUCUCUCCGCGCUCAAGACACCCGCCUGCCAUUCCGCCUACACACCCUCCUCCACAAACGCCGCUUCCUCUACCACGACCGUAUGCCCAAUCUGUAGUACCGAGCUCAACGAGCUGGCGCGCAACGUUCCCUACGCCCUCCACACUAAGAGUAUCGUGGAAGACAGUCCCGUAGUACUGCCCAACCAUCGCAUCUACGGCUCCGAGAGACUGCGCGUCUUCAACGAGAAGGUUGGCACGGAAGAGGGAUUCGUAAGGGACCCGGCAGAAGGACUGAGCGGCAAGCAGUGGCCUGAGAGCGAGGUCCGGAAGGUUUAUGUUAUGUGA
Molecule: messenger RNA, 1299 nt
Organism: Alternaria incomplexa
Lineage: Eukaryota; Fungi; Ascomycota; Dothideomycetes; Pleosporales; Pleosporaceae
Gene: FYV10
Product: GID complex subunit containing RING finger motif
Exons: 3
Coding region: 1-1299 (432 amino acids)
Biological process (GO): proteasome-mediated ubiquitin-dependent protein catabolic process
Cellular component (GO): nucleus; GID complex; cytoplasm
Molecular function (GO): protein binding; ubiquitin protein ligase activity
Source: RefSeq, a predicted model, not a curated record